CAAGACGAAAUAUAAUUCGUCGUUCCAUCAUCGGUUCAAACUCUGGAAACGGCACACGGGCUCGUUAAAUUGAUCGCUCCCACAUCUUUGCAGCGUGGAUCGCUGUACAACCGAAAGUUCCGUGCGUUUUCUAUCUUGGCCAGUAUUUUGGAUUGGUUUCGAACCUGCAGGCGAUUUACAUAAGGCAGCUAGCCAGUCACGUUUGAUCAAGCUCCUCAGGUGCCUCUACUCUAGCCUCAUCAAACCUGGGACGUCACGUUCAGAAGACCCGCGGACUUUCCAGGUGAUUUCCUUCACGUAUAGAUAAUACUUAUUUUACUUACGGUUCACACAUCACAUGAUAUAUUUAUUGGCGCCUCAUGGCCACGGAUCUUUCUUUCGCCUGCACAUAAAUACCCACAUCUACCAAGCCGUUCGCUCCGAGCAACAUUGUCCGUCCAGUCGCCGAUCGGCGUUGCUGGACCCCGGGUAUCCACAUCGUAAACGACGCCGGCCGGCAGCGCAUCCUAACACCCACAACCCCGUUGUAGGUUUGGCUUUGGCUUGGUCGCAUGGUCUUGCAUAACCAACCUUUGCCUGACUCGGUUUACCAACGUCCCGCAUCAUUACAUAUUCCUGGCACUGCGUGGAUUGUUCAUGCUCGGAAGGCCAGUGUCGGUCUACUAGUGCUUCCGAUUUCUUUCAUCAAUUACUUCUUAUUUCAUCUAGACCUAGAUCGACAUAAAGACGACAUUUCGGCUUUCCAACAUGAAUACUCGACCAGCCAUCGAGGGUCCCCCAACCCGGACGACCCUAUCGGCGUCCUUCAACAGUGACUCCACCUGUUUUGUGGUUGGAUUGACUUACGGAUAUGCAGUCUUUAUGAGCCGGGAUUGUGUCAUGAGAACGACCUCUGAUUUGAGAUCUGGGGUCGGAAUCGCCAGCAUGAGGGGUGUUAGCAAUGUGAUUGGACUUGUCGGUGGAGGACAGCCUGCUAGAUGGGCGCCUAACAAACUUAUACUCUGGAACGUACAAGCAAAUAAGGUCUACCUGGAGAUCAGCACCUUACUGCCAAUCCGUGGCGUUCAGAUGUCAAUGGAACGGACAAUAGUCGUACUAAAGAACAGCGUACGCGUCUACAAGUUUGACAAGAAGCCCGACCUCAUAACAUCGUAUGAGACAGCCGACAACAUUUUGGGCAUUGCUGAUCUGUCAGUAUCGGGAGACAUGCUGGCCUUUCCCGGAAGGACAUCAGGACAAGUGCAGCUUGUCAAUUUUGCCACUGAUACUGUCCGCAUCAUUCCUGCACACUCAUCCACUCUUGCAUCCAUCCGGUUCAGUCCAGAUGGAAGACUAGUGGCUACAGCAAGUGAGAAGGGGACGCUCCUCCGUGUCUUUUCCACUGCCACCGGUGGACGCGUGAUUGAGUUACGAAGAGGGCUGGAUCCUGCAAAGGUCUUUUCGCUCCGUUUCAAUCCGGCAGGAACCAUGCUGGCCUGCACCUCAGACAAGGGCACACUACAUUUAUACGACAUCCCGGCAUCUAACGCUGGUAACGCUGGUAACGCUGGUGCGCAGACCGCGACUAACACUCCAGGAGUGGGGUUCUCAGAUAGUGAUGUGAUCGUCAAGCCACCGACGACAAAGGCGGGAAAUGCGGGAAACAGCGAAAGUUCCAACACAAACAACUCAUCUACAAGAUGGGGUAUUCUCGGUCAACUGCCACUGAUGCCCCGUUAUUUUCGAGACGUCACAUCCUUUGCGCAGAUCACGUUCGCAUCAGUGGAUGAUUCACCCAUGCCGACUACGUCUGCCAACAGUCCAGCGAGAAACACAGAAGACCUCGUUGGGGUGUCAAGAAGGGUUGGCAGUUCCCGGAAUGGGCAGCCACUGUCUUCUAGCAAAGACAAUGACUAUUCCAUGAACAUCAAACCGAACAAGGGAGAGAUUGGUUGGCCAACGGAGGAUGAGAUUAUCGUGAUUGGGGCAGGUCACGAUGCGCGCUGGGAGAGGUUCCAGCUAGUUCAAGAACAGACAGGAGAGAGGAAUCUUGUCAGGUCAGGAUGGAAAAGAUUCAUGACGCAAAUAUAAGAGGCAGCGAGCCCUUUGUCGCCUACCAACUAUUAGGCGGCGCGGACAACGCUUGCUUGCACGUUGGCACAAUGCUGGGCAUUGGACCGUCGGGCCAUACUCACCGACGGGGAAGUUGUCCGAACCUGACGGUAGGAAACGUUCGUUUUAUUGGAACUGCAGGACUUGGAGCAACGUGGACGAUAUUACGCAGCGGUUUAUUCAUUCAGUUUUGCUAUUGUCCAUUCAGUAAGGAGUUGUUUAGUCAUUGGGGCAUGUGCCGAGGGGCUCAAGCAGUACAAUAAAUUAGGGAUUAUGGCGUUGGGGAAUGUGGGCAAAUUUAUAAGUACUAGCAAUCAUAAAGAAUAAGAUGAUCGAUACCAACCUCUAUGACGGAUCACUUGCAGGGAGGCAUCGGUUCACCGGCAAUCAACGCAGAACUAACAAGACAAUCAAAAUAAUACUGAGGUCAUGUAUUUAGUACGGAGCAUUCCAAUAUGUUCAUCCAGUGCCGUACAGUUC
Messenger RNA from Pyricularia oryzae 70-15, 2571 nucleotides. RefSeq lists its product as uncharacterized. The transcript has 2 exons. The record is from RefSeq and is a predicted model, not a curated record. NCBI's taxonomy places the organism in Eukaryota, Fungi, Ascomycota, Sordariomycetes, Magnaporthales, Pyriculariaceae. Gene Ontology annotation, cellular component: phagophore assembly site membrane; extrinsic component of membrane; cytosol. The coding region runs from base 748 to 2070 and encodes 440 amino acids. Gene Ontology annotation, biological process: autophagy of mitochondrion; protein localization to phagophore assembly site; protein lipidation. Gene Ontology annotation, molecular function: protein binding; phosphatidylinositol-3,5-bisphosphate binding; phosphatidylinositol-3-phosphate binding.